AUGUCGUACGCCGAGGACAGCAUUCCUCACACCGAGGGCAGCGUAUAUUGUACUGCUGAGGGUAGUAUGUCCGAGUCAGUCAUUCAAACCGAGGAUCGGCAGAGCGACAAUGGCCUUCGGCGGCCUUCUGAACCACUAGGAUCCCAAGUACAGCCAUCGUUCGCGGAGGCUCGACAGAGACGGAAGAUUGCCGAACUGGAGAGUAAACUCGUGGUCUUGGAGUCGGGGCGUGUGGUAAAAGAGAGGCAGUCAAAUUACUAUUUGGCCCAAGGACGAGGCCUCAGGCGUAUUGUGGCUUUAUUCGACAGUAUCGAGGAUCUUGUCAAUGAAAACGAUAGGAGAUAUGAUGACGACAGCGACGAGGAUGCUACUAUCGAUCAAGAUCGUUUGCAGACAGGGUACUAUAUCCUAACGAGGACCUUGCCGUGGUUUCUGAAGAACUCUUCGGACAUAGACCAUGAUGAUUACAUGCGCAUGUUAAAGGCGCUCAGGCAGGGGGCUGACGGUGCCCGAGGCGAUGAUACAGCGAAGCUCAAGACUCUUAUUUCAGACUGGGUCAAUCGCGAGCUCAAGCCGAACCCCCCCGUUGAUUCUGACGAUAAAAAUUACCGCAGAUUCACCAGUGACGCGUGCGGGAGGUUACUCUGUCCGGCUGAACUUGACUGGAACAGCCCAGUAGUUAAGGCAGGGAUUCGAGAUCGAUCAGAGGGCUACAUUGUGACCGACCUCUCUUUUCCGGCCUUUGUGUAUGACAAGUACACCGCCAACGCGGACAAUUUAGAAGAAGGUCUUUUUAAGGGCAAAAUUUUACUGCAGGGCUACAAAGCUAUAUUCACAUCUCCGUCUUCAGCAAAAGACGUCGAGGGCGACGGUGACGGCGCAGAUGUCAUCGCCAACAACCGACGCGCCAAAAAGUCAUCCUGCGCAAUAAAAGUCAAGAAACACGUCGCGCAAAUCAUCAAGAUGGAUAAAGUCACACCCCGCUCGAUUGCAUAUGUCGCCUGUCAAGUACGAUUUGCACUUUCUUCAGUUACCUCUUGGCGGUCCGUUGACGGUGACUUCGACUAUAUUCAAUUCUGGCGGUCCAUCGUGGACUUCUUCGAGAAGCCCCCUGGUCGAGAAGCGCAAUGCAGAGUCAAUAAACUCCUUGAGUGGUGGACAAGAAAGGUUUUUGGAAGGAGCCGCCGUGAGGAUCUUAGUAACAUGGUGAAGGCCAACAUGUCCGUCAAUGCCCUCGCAAGGCAGAGGGCACAACUCGAUGACGCUGCUUUCGAUUCAAACUAG
Suillus plorans is the source of this 1284-nucleotide messenger RNA. RefSeq lists its product as uncharacterized. The transcript has 8 exons. The record is from RefSeq and is a predicted model, not a curated record. Bases 1 to 1284 code for a protein of 427 amino acids. NCBI's taxonomy places the organism in Eukaryota, Fungi, Basidiomycota, Agaricomycetes, Boletales, Suillaceae.